Messenger RNA from Penaeus chinensis, 777 nucleotides. RefSeq lists its product as uncharacterized. The record is from RefSeq and is a predicted model, not a curated record. The transcript has 3 exons. NCBI's taxonomy places the organism in Eukaryota, Metazoa, Arthropoda, Malacostraca, Decapoda, Penaeidae. Bases 274 to 750 code for a protein of 158 amino acids.
GACAGAGAAACCUAAAUCAAGAGAUACAGAAGGAUAAAAAAAAAAAAAAAAAAAAAGUCCACACAACACCCCUCUUUUCUUCCUCUUCUUCUUCUCCUUCUUAUUCUCCCUUCUCUACACCAACCAACCGAAGAACGAAUAGAAAGAAAACCAAAUAAAGAAGAGAAGAGAAGAAUAUCCAACAAAACUUAAAAGACCUAGAGACGUUCCCCAAAGGUACGACCGCCCCGACGACCCCGCGACGACCCCCUACCUUCCUCCUCUCGGGAAAGCAUGAGGACCCUAACUACCCUCGUGGUCGUGGCCCUCCUCGCGACGGCGUCCAAGGCAGGAGAACGACCUAGCUUGUACAAACGUGGCCAGCUGGUCCACGUCUGCACGCCCAGGGAUGUGAAGAUGAUGGCACGCUUCGUCUGCAGUCUCCAUCGGCGCUCCGUGCGGUCCGCCUCCUCCUCCUCCUCCUCCUCCGCCUUCGUCAGUGGGCCGCUGUUCAGGAUCCCAGAAUUUUACAACCGACCUCCUUCCAGAGUGAUUAAAUGCAAUGAAAAUGGUGAAGACUGCCCCCCUCUGUACGACCCCGCCUACGACAGCGCCCCCUACCUGCUCCCGCCCUCAGGAGACGUAAGGACGAACCUCAUCAAGCGAGAUAAGGAAGUCGUCAGGGCGGUUGGGCUGACGAUUGCUGACGUUCGAAGGAAGUGCUGCCUGAACGGGUGUCUGCCGGAGGAUUUCUACGGGGCCUGUCGCUAAAUUACUGCUGACGACGAUGACGAUACA